This is a messenger RNA of Melozone crissalis (California towhee), 1136 nucleotides long. It is a transcript of the gene ELP6, whose product is annotated as elongator acetyltransferase complex subunit 6. The coding region runs from base 16 to 813 and encodes 265 amino acids. Gene Ontology annotation, cellular component: elongator holoenzyme complex. The record is from RefSeq and is a predicted model, not a curated record. The transcript has 7 exons. Gene Ontology annotation, biological process: tRNA wobble uridine modification. NCBI's taxonomy places the organism in Eukaryota, Metazoa, Chordata, Aves, Passeriformes, Passerellidae.
UCAGCGGCGCCCGCCAUGUUCGCGGAGCUGAACGAGCUGCUCGGGGCCUCCCCGGAGCGCCCGGACGCGGGUAAAUUCACUCUGCUGCGAGACACCCAGACAGAUGGCAGCUUCCUGGUGCACCACUUCCUCUCCUUCUACCUCAGAGCUGGCUGCAAGGUUUGCUUUGUGGCCCUGCUGCAGUCCUUCAGCCACUACAGCAUCGUGGCACAGAAGCUGGGAGUCAGUCUGGCAGCUGCCAAGGAGCGGGGACAGCUUGUCUUCCUGGAGGGCCUCAAGUCCUGCCUUGACCUCCUGUUUGGGGAGGAGGAGCAGCCAGGACAGCCCAGUCCUCUGCAGUUUCUGAGCGGGGGCAGCUGUGACCUGCGAGCCCUGUUUGACUUUGUGCGGGUGUCCCUGAGCGCCACCGCCGGCGAUUCCUGGAAGGGCCCCGUGCUGCUGGUGGAUGACCUCAGUGUCCUGCUGAGCCUGGGGGCUGCCCCGGUGGCCGUGCUGGACUUCAUCCACUACUGCCGUGUGUGUGUGUGCUGCCAGCUGAAGGGGAACGUGGUGGUGCUGGUUCACAGCAACGAGGAUUCGGAGGAUGAGGAGAAUGAGCUGGUUGUGAACUCCCUGUGCCAUCACAGCGACCUCAUCCUGUGGGCAGAGGGGCUGGCCACUGGCUUCUGCAAGGAUGUUCACGGGCAGAUCAAGAUAAUCAAGAGAUUGUCCUUGCGGCAGGCGGAGCAGGAUCUGGUCCAGGUCUACCAGUACAAGAUCCAGGACAGGAACGUCACCUUCUUUGCACGGGGGCUGUCGGCUGCAGUGCUGUGACACUGUGACGCUGCAGAGCCUGGAGUGUCAGUCCCUGCCUCUGCAAAGCACCACCAGCACCUCUCAGGAGCAGCACAGUGAACCGACCCACGAGGGAAGCUCAGAACACCUGGAAUGGUGCCAACGUGGGAUCAGCCUGCCUGGGGCCUGCUGCAUCCCUGUGUCCUCCCACCCCGUUCCCAACACGCUCAGGCCAAGAAAGGGAGCAAGAACUUGCAAGAAUGGCCCUUGGAGCAUGUAAAUACAGGCAGGGGGUGCCCUGCAGGCUGGGUGUGCCUUGCCUCACCUCUUCCGGUGUGUUGGGCCCGGCAGGCGGUGCCAGG